This is a messenger RNA of Mycotypha africana, 273 nucleotides long. RefSeq lists its product as uncharacterized. The record is from RefSeq and is a predicted model, not a curated record. NCBI's taxonomy places the organism in Eukaryota, Fungi, Mucoromycota, Mucoromycetes, Mucorales, Mycotyphaceae. Bases 1 to 273 code for a protein of 90 amino acids. The transcript has 3 exons.
AUGGCACAAGGAAGCUUGAAGAAGAUCGCCAAACCAAAGCAAAAAGGUGGCAGAGAAAAGAAGGGCAUCACAAAAAAAGGAGCCAGAAAAGUUGCACCAAAGAAGGCUUCAGUGAUAAAGCAACGCUCUUUAGAUAAAAAAUUAACAGCAGAGAUCAAUAGGAAGAUUGAAAAGCAAAUGUCAGUAAAAGCCAACGCUGUUGGUAAAUUGACCAUCAUGAAAAAGUUAGCCGAAGAUACCUCUGCAGAAGAAAAGAAAAAGAAAAAGAAAUAA